Molecule: messenger RNA, 1131 nt
Organism: Paramacrobiotus metropolitanus
Lineage: Eukaryota; Metazoa; Tardigrada; Eutardigrada; Parachela; Macrobiotidae
Product: orexin receptor type 2-like
Exons: 3
Coding region: 1-1131 (376 amino acids)
Biological process (GO): G protein-coupled receptor signaling pathway
Cellular component (GO): plasma membrane
Molecular function (GO): G protein-coupled receptor activity
Source: RefSeq, a predicted model, not a curated record
AUGAACAAUACAACAAUUACACCCGCAUGGGUACUAUACCCCCAGUGGUUAGUUCUGUGGUGCGUUCUGACCUUUCUACUUUGUGCCAUCGGAUUAAUUCUCAACAUUCUGCUCGUUUCGGCCAUAAUCGUUUCACCCGCCCUCCGCCACGGAUCGGGCGUGCUGAUCGCCCAUUCUAUCCUGCUGGAAGUGUUUUUAUGUGCGAUAGCGUUUCCUCUGGUCACUGCUUCGACGUACACACCCCAGUUUUACGUGUGGUCUAAACCCUUCUGUCAAUACACGAUGCUGCUAUUUUACGGCGUCUUGUGGGCCGAGAACUGGGCCGAUGCUACGAUCGCCAUUAAUCGCUUCAUCGCCAUCUUUUUUCCGCAUGGUUAUAAGAAAACACGAACACCAACGGCUCUUGCUAUAACCAUACUGAUCGGCUGGAUCGUUCCGCUGUGCACGGUGCUGGUGUUGUUCUUCGAAAUCGGAGCCGUUUUCCAGGCAUGUAUAAAAAGUGUGACUUUCUUCCCGGCAAAUUGUGAUCGAGCGACGUUUCUCAAUUGUCCAAUAGCUUAUGGGCCGUGGCAGGCAUGCGGCGCACGCCCCACCAGUUCCACUUACGCUGUAAUUACCAUAAUCAACACAUCAGUCCCCAUUGCCAUCAUCGGGGUAAUCUACAUCACCAUUUUCAGUACGAUGUUUUUACGCAGUUUGUGUAGCGGACGGAAAACGGCGCCGCAAAUUACCGUUAACCGCAGUCAGGGCACGGCUGGAGCACUGCGCAAGCGUUUAAAAAGCGCGCGUAUGCUUUCUAUCUCCUACAUCUGGUAUUCCAUCUGUUACUUGCCGGCACCGAUCGUCGCCAGUGCCGCACCCGUAGCGUACGGUUCACAACCGCUGAUUUCUUUGUUCUUGAGAUUACUGCUUGUGUGCUCGGGGACAACCAGUCCGAUGAUAUACCUGGCCAUGAAUGAUGGGUAUCGGCGUUCGACGAAAUCUGUUGUCAUGUGGAUUUUAAGCGGUUGUCGAGACUUUUCGAGUAGCCGGCCGGAAACUGGAGGAACGGUUAGCGGGACAAAUUAUCGCACCAAGAAGGCCACUAGUGUGCAGGGUGCAUUUAGUCAACCCACGCAUCCCCAGAAUUAA